UGCAACUAUUCCAAGACAGGAACUUCACAGACGAGUAGAGGGAACCACAACGACGACCCAACACAAGGGCCAGGAGCCUCUAUGUGGACAUCAUGGAGUUUGUGCAAUUUGGGACGGAGGAUGAUGAUGAUGACGCAGCGAUUCAGUACAUGAUUGAACAGAGUCUGCUGGAGAGCAACAAGCAGAAGGAAACUCACAGGGACGCCACAACACGAGACGACCGGAGCUCCAGGCUGGAGUUCACAGACAGCAGUGCAAUCUUCACUGCUAUAAGACAAGGUAAUGAGAAGCUCUUGAAGAAUCUUGGCGUCCGACAGAAAGACAAGUUUUCACAGACGGACAGCCGAGGCUGGACUCCUCUCCAUGAAGCAGCAGCUCAGAGCAACCAGACCAUCCUGGAGCUCACAUACACAGUCUCAGGUCCAGGCUCUGUGGAGAGUCGUACUCUCCUUGGUCAGACUCCUCUCUUCCUGGCAGUAGAAGGAGGUCUAAUAGAAAACGCCUCCUUCCUCCUUCAACAUGGAGCCCAGCCGGACAGCCAGGACCAGGAGCAGGACUCACCGCUGCUUAUAGCGAUCCGCUCAGACCACACUGACCUGAUGAAGCUGCUGCUCCAGCAGGGCUCCAAGGUCAACCAGCAGGGCCUCCACGGUCGCCAUCCCCUCCAUGAGGCCUCGCGGUUGGGAAAAACAGAGAUGGUGACUCUGCUGCUGCAGGCCGGAGCACAGCCGGACCCUGCCAGCCACUACGGUCUCACGCCGCUAGCCCUGGCCGCUCAGGCAGGACACCUGGAGGUGGUGGAGACUCUACUGAAGACAGGGGCGGACGUCCUGUCCCAGGCGGAGGAUGAGGCCUCCAUCUUGUACGAGGCGGCUUCGUCUGGAGAUCCAGCUGUCAUCAGUCUGCUGCUGGAAUACGGCGCCGACGCUAACGUGGCCAAACACACAGGACACCUGCCGAUCCACCGCGUCGCACACCGAGGACACCUACAAGCUCUAAAGCUGCUGAUUUCAGUCACUUCUAUGGUAGAAGUCGACGACAGCGGGAUAAGUCCUCUACACACUGCUGCUGCAGGAGGACAUGCACACUGCAUCAAGGCCUUGCUGGAUGCAGGUUAUGACCCCAACUUCAUGCUCCAUCGGUGGGUUCAGCGUAGCUUUGAUGACGAGAGGAAGUCGGCGCUCUUCUUCGCGGUCUUGAAUAACGACCUGCCGUCAGCCAAACUGCUGCUGGAGGCCGGGGCCAUGGCCAACCAGGACCCAAUCAAAUGUCUGCAGAUUGCACUGCGUGUGGGCAACUAUGAGUUGAUUAACCUGUUGCUGAGGUUUGGAGCCAACGUCAACUAUUACUGCAAAAUAAACACAACACACUUCCCAUCAGCCCUGCAGUACGCUCUCAAAGACGAGGUGGUUCUCAGGAUGCUGUGUAACUAUGGUUACGAUGUGGGGCGCUGCUUUGACUGUCCCUAUGGCAACGGCUCCCACGUCCCUGAAGACUACGAGGGAUGGAGCGACUCCGUUAUCAAAGACACCAUGUUCUGUGAGGUGAUCACCGUCUGCUCGCUGAAGGAGCUCUCAGGUCACCUGGUUCGCAUCAUGUUGGACUACAUGGAUCAUGUGACCUUGUGCUCCAAACUGAAGGCGGCUGUGAUGGAGCAGCAGCAGUGGCCCGACAUCUGCAGGCUUCAAGAGAACGCUCGCUGUCUGCAGCAUCUCUGUCGUCUGCGGAUCCGUCGUUGUCUCGGUCGACUUCGUCUCCGAGCGCCCGUCUUCAUGAGCUUCCUGCCGUUGCCGGGGCGACUGAAGGACUACAUCCUGUACCGGGAGUACGACCUGUACGGCCGGCAAAGCAGCACCCCGGGGUGACGCAGCAAGACUGAACCCAAAGAAAGAGAUCUCUACUACUGUACCAGCUGUUGAUAUUCUUGGCUCCCACCGGAUGAAUCCUAUUGACUCUGGUGACUCGACUCUGAUGUUCCUCAUCAGGACAUAAUUCACACUUUGUAUGCAAGAAAUAUCCAAAUAGUUAAAAACAAGACUAAGAUAAUGUCAGAAGUGUGUUUUGUUUCAGGUUGUUGUGGACUUCUUCCACUAUUACGUUUUUGAAAUAACACUGGAAACAUGAUUAUUAUGACUAGACAUGGCUUUAUAUCAGGUGAAGUGUGCCAGUUGGGCACAUUAUGUAUUUGGUAAAGUUCAUACAAUAAUUACCUCCUUUAAGGCUAUUUAUUUAUGGAAUUCAUUAGAAACUCAAAAGUUUUGAUUAAAAUCUCCAAAGAAUAAAAAUAUAAUAAUUUAAAAGAGAAUAUAAAAAAAAAUUGAAAUUAAAAAAAUGACCCCAAAAGCACUGUAGCCAAGGUGCAAAUACGAUCUAUUAUAAAGUAUGAGCUCUCUAUCAAUGAGGACUAUAGAGUAGGGUCAGUUAGUAGUAAUAAUACGGCAAUUACAUGGUAUUUUUUUAAAUUAGUAUGGAGAGCACAAUAACCAUAUAUUUAUUUAUUGUGACAUACAAAAACUAUUUAUAUAAAUCCAGUAUAUAUGGAAAUAAUAUUAUAUAUAAAUAUAUAUGGAAAUAGUAUUCACUUACUUUCACCUCUUCUGAAACCAAACUUGCUCUGAUCUACAAGUUUUAUAAUGAAUCAUCAUUUAAUGUUUCCUUUUCUCGCCUCUUGGACUUUACUGAUUUAAUUCACUGUACAAAGCUGGAUUAAAUUUAAAAGAAGAGUCGAUACUGAAGUUUACCGAGCAGCUGAGGAGCUUCAUAUCUGGUAAAACAGCCUCCACAGGUGGUUAAUGAUGAUUUCCUGUAAUCACAAUACAUUGAAAGCAUUUCCACAUAAAACAAACGAGUCACACUGAAGUCACAGAUUUUAUUUCAACGCCUGCAGAAAGAUUUUCAAACGCCUGUUUUUGAGAGAAAAAAAACUUGAAAGAUUGAAUACAAUAUUAAAUGAUUCAGAGAGAAUAUUUUGUACAUUUCACACACAGAUCUGAUCUGGACUCUGCUGCGAGUCUUUACACAACAACAGAUGUGGACGCACAGCAGGAGGUCGCAGAGGUCGUGUUUAAUAAGCACACGACCGCGGUUCAACCCCUCCACCUGCUGUGUUGAAUCCCUCGAUGUGGAGAUUUUUAAUAUGCAGACUUCUACUGGAGCUUUGAAUGAGAGGCUCUAACAUCUUUGUCCCACAGGAGUCCUGAUUGUCUGAUGAACAUAAAGAAAUGAAGCUGCUGAUGUUCUUAUUAAAAAGCUUAAAGACCUCU
Messenger RNA from Sebastes umbrosus (honeycomb rockfish), 3263 nucleotides. Its product is annotated as dynein heavy chain 12, axonemal-like. Gene Ontology annotation, molecular function: protein binding. Gene Ontology annotation, cellular component: cytoplasm. NCBI's taxonomy places the organism in Eukaryota, Metazoa, Chordata, Actinopteri, Perciformes, Sebastidae. Gene Ontology annotation, biological process: innate immune response; intracellular signal transduction. The record is from RefSeq and is a predicted model, not a curated record. The coding region runs from base 93 to 1865 and encodes 590 amino acids. The transcript is spliced from 15 exons.